UCCUCAUUCUCACUGGCUCUCAGUCUCAGAAGCUGUUGCGAGUAGUGAGUGUGUUGUGUGUGCUGGAAUCAAUGCUAGGAGGCAGACGGUGCGAGCGCUCGGUGCUUCUGAAAGACAAUGCAAGUUUGCUGGUGCGAGCGUGCGACUUGCUGAGAUGAGUCCAGGGAGGCGGUGUAUAAGGCAGGAUCGCAGGGGCUGCGCUGGGAGAUGAUUGCAACCACCAGCCGUGUUGUUUUCCUCUCCCUGCCUGUUUUUGACUUGAAAAGAUCAUGACAGAAGUCUUUCUCUCGGCUCUUUUGAAUGUUACUCAAAGCACUUUGCUGGCAAGUGGCUCAUCAGCUGGGAAUGUCACAAAAUGCUCUCUGACAAAGACAGGCUUUCAGUUCUAUUACCUCCCUGCCGUCUAUAUAGUCGUCUGCAUCACGGGAUUCAUUGGGAACAGUGUGGCCAUAUGGAUGUUCAUUUUUCAUAUGAAACCAUGGAGCAGUAUCUCGGUCUACAUGUUUAACCUGGCCUUGGCGGAUUUCCUUUAUGUCCUGUCUCUCCCGGCCCUGAUAUUUUAUUAUUUCAAUAAAACAGACUGGAUCUUUGGGGAUGCCUUGUGCAAACUACAACGCUUUAUUUUCCAUGUUAAUCUUUAUGGCAGCAUCUUGUUCUUGACUUGCAUCAGCGUGCACCGUUACACAGGGGUUGUACAUCCACUUAAGUCACUUGGGAGGCUGAAGAAGAAGAAUUCCAUCUACAUCAGUGCACUGGUCUGGUUCAUUGUCAUAGCCGGUAUUUCUCCCAUCCUUUUCUUCUCCGGGACUGGCAUCAGGAAAAACAAAACCAUCACCUGCUUUGAUACAUCUUCCGACGAGUACCUGAGAAGCUACUUCAUCUAUAGCAUGUGCACCACCGUCUUUGGAUUCUGCAUUCCCUUCAUUUUAAUUCUGGGCUGUUAUGGAUUAAUUGUCAGAGCUUUGAUUUACAAAGACAUGAACAAUGCCCCCCUCAGAAAAAAAUCUAUUUAUCUGGUUAUUAUUGUCUUGACUGUCUUUGCUGUCUCCUACCUUCCUUUCCAUGUGAUGAAGAAUCUAAAUUUAAGAGCCAGGCUGGAUUUUCAGUCUCCCGAGAUGUGUAACUUCAAUGACAGGGUGUAUGCCACCUAUCAAGUGACUAGGGGUCUUGCAAGCCUCAAUAGCUGUGUAGACCCUAUCCUGUAUUUCUUGGCAGGAGAUACCUUUCGGAGGAAGCUUUCCAGGGCGACCAGGAAAGCGUCCAGAAGAAGUGAGGCUAAUGUGCAAUCUAAAAGCGAAGAGAUGACUCUCAACAUCUUAUCAGAGUACAAGCAGAAUGGGGACACGAGCUUGUGAAGACGAAAGGUCAGGGUUGACCAUGACGGGCAACUGUUGGAACGCAUCUGUUCAGAGAGGUUCCCUGCAAUGGUGUUUACGGGUUACUUAAAAUACUGAACAGAUCAGGCAAGAACCACUGCAGUUUCGGUUGGAGGGAGUUGAACAUCAUUCUACAGCGUGAGAGACAUUUGUCUUUGGAGGAGAUGAACAAAAAGGAUGUUCUAUCUGUGUGUGUGUGUGUGCUUGUGUGUAUUCGCUAUCUGCACCAUAUCUAUACCAUGGCAUUUUUUACUUUUACUAAUUAUUCCAGAAACUACUGUGAAUAAGGAUUUACUACAGCUAACACGGUGAAGGAAUGUAUCUCAACAAGUCCUAAUGUGCUGUUUCAAGAUAAUCGAAAGUAUUAGUUAACCAGCUGGUUUUAUUUCUUGUGCAUUCGUUCGGUUUACAAGUAGACCUAUCUGUGAUCUCCCCCUCCCGGAGGGACAUCAAUUGAGUAUUAUUGCAGUAGAGAUAUAUGUUCGACAAGCUCCCUAUGUUCGUAGAGGGCUGGGCUGGGAAGUGCCCCUUUCUCUAUCUGUCAAUCUUUAUAUGUAGCUGUGUCAGUAAAAGUAGAGGAACAAAAAUGAAUUAUAUUUAAGACAAAAUCCAAUACACUGGGUUGACAGAAAAGUGCUGAAAUAGAUUAUCCACCACCCCCCCUCCUUAGGCUGAUGUCUAUUGAAAGCGUUAGAUUUUUUUUCUUACCAUCUUCUGUAGAUGAAGCUCUUGGGUUCAUUAAUAAUUACACCCCAAAAAGAGUUUUUUGGAAGUGUUUCAACAUCAAGGAGAAAUCUGAUGGUUCAGGGCCUUAUCACUGGGGAAAGCUAAUGAAUGAACUACAGUUUAGUGGCUUAAAAGCCUACUAGUUAGCAAUAGUUAGAUUACCCUGUCCAUUAAUGCAGGGUAAGGGCAGAGACACACUCAGAUUCGGGGGAUUUAGUCGCCCGUUGAUAAAUCGCCUCUUUUUUGUGCGACCAAUAUCCCCGAACUGCCUCCUGCCUACUAGAAUCUAAAUCGCUGGUGGGAUGGCACUCUUGGGCGCUUUGUUUUCCGAAGUCGCCCGAAGUUUGUCUCUGUGUCUCUGCCCUUAGUGUUCAUCUUGGUUCCAUUCAGACACCACAUGCUAUAUAGCAAGGUGCACUUUUCUUUUUCAUUUAUUCUAUUUUUUUGUAGUCCUCUGUUCCGAUCCCACUAAUGCCUGACAAAUACACAAAAGUAUAUAUAGUCUUGAAAUAGAGCUGAAGGGUUCUCCCCGGCUCCUACUUACCUAACGUUACAUUUUCUUGAUGUGGGGCAUGAUAUCCGAUAUCUUGUCAAAUGAAUAUGAAGGGAUACAUAUGUGAUAUACAUGUUCAAUGUACUGUGGACAUUUUUUGCAUUUAGUACGUGUUUUAAUGCUCCUGUGGAAACAAAAAAAAAAAAGUUUUAUUUUUGUACUAUUGUAAUUUAAUAUAGUUCAGUAAAUCGGUUUUUAUUUGUGAUUUAACAGUGCCAUUUAUUUGAUUUUAUUUUUUUUGCCUAUGGAGACAGUGUUACUUGACUUUUAAAGCUUCUCAGGUUUUGUAUCGGAUAUCGAAUAGUAGAUUGCCACUAAAUGUGUUUUAACUAUCACAAUCCAAGGGUUGUCUGUUGCCGUACGGCGCUGUGAUGUGUGCAUGUAGAUGUACAGUGUGUGUGUACAGCAUGGUAUUAGACACUAGCAUCUUUACAAGGGAACAGCAAAGCUACACAAGUGUGUCUGGUGUUGUACUUAGCAAUUUAAACCUGAAAGAGAUCCAAUAAAACUCUUAAAUAUUA
Molecule: messenger RNA, 3176 nt
Organism: Xenopus laevis (African clawed frog)
Lineage: Eukaryota; Metazoa; Chordata; Amphibia; Anura; Pipidae
Gene: p2ry1.L
Product: purinergic receptor P2Y, G-protein coupled, 1 L homeolog
Exons: 2
Coding region: 270-1355 (361 amino acids)
Biological process (GO): relaxation of muscle; G protein-coupled purinergic nucleotide receptor signaling pathway; signal transduction
Cellular component (GO): membrane; plasma membrane
Molecular function (GO): G protein-coupled receptor activity; G protein-coupled ATP receptor activity; G protein-coupled ADP receptor activity
Source: RefSeq, a predicted model, not a curated record